Dipodomys spectabilis (banner-tailed kangaroo rat) is the source of this 398-nucleotide messenger RNA. RefSeq names its product coiled-coil-helix-coiled-coil-helix domain containing 7 (gene Chchd7). Bases 110 to 367 code for a protein of 85 amino acids. The record is from RefSeq and is a predicted model, not a curated record. The transcript is spliced from 4 exons. Lineage: Eukaryota; Metazoa; Chordata; Mammalia; Rodentia; Heteromyidae.
AGUUGGGGUGCGCACUACUUAAGGUCCUGCUGCGUGAGCCAUUGACGUGUUUGGAGCUGGAGACGGCCUGGGUUCUGGGGAGGCAGCGGCCCGAGUAAGAAAACGUAGAAUGGCCCUGGUGACAAAGCGACUGAGAGAUCCCGACAUAAAUCCUUGCUUGCUGGAAUCUGAUGCUUCUACAAGAUGUAUGGAUGAGAAUAACUAUGACAGGGAAAGGUGUUCCAGUUACUUCUUGAGAUACAAAAACUGCCGGAAAUUCUGGAAUUCUGUCAUGAUUCAUAGAAGACAGAAUGGAGUGAAGCCACCCAUGCCUACAGCAGCAGAAAGAGAUGAAAUUUUGGGAGCAAUGGGAAAGAUGCCUUACUGACUGUUUACAUUAAAAAUAUUUAUUUAACUAG